Messenger RNA from Phalaenopsis equestris, 1459 nucleotides. RefSeq names its product CBS domain-containing protein CBSX5-like. The record is from RefSeq and is a predicted model, not a curated record. The transcript is spliced from 2 exons. The coding region runs from base 139 to 1284 and encodes 381 amino acids. NCBI's taxonomy places the organism in Eukaryota, Viridiplantae, Streptophyta, Magnoliopsida, Asparagales, Orchidaceae.
GGCUUCCUCCGAUUCAUACAUCUAUAAAUAUAUAAACAAACCGCACAGUCCUUUACAUCAAACCCUCCACCUCCUUCUCUUCUUCUUCUCCCUCAAACCGCCCCCCUUCCCAAAACCCUAGGGUUUAUUCGCGAGUGUAUGGCAGUGAGCCUACUGUCUCAUGAGCUAUCCGAUCUGUGCAUCGGCAAGCCGGCGCUGAAAUCUCUGCCGAUCUCCGCCACCGUCGGCGAAGCCCUCUUCGCCCUCCGCCAGUCCGGAGAGACCUACGUCUGUGUGUGGACUGCCGAAAGAUCGACGCCGGAGGUGAAAACUUGCGCUGGAAAACUAUGUAUGGUUGAUAUCCUCUGCUAUCUCUGUGCCAGGGAGAACAUCUCGUCGCCGGCGGCCGCACUCGAGAAUCCUGUUUCGGUUCUCCUUUCGAAGGAGUCAGCCGCCCUCGUGCGCCGCGUCCAGUCACAUUCGAGGAUCCUUGAUGGUCUGGAACUGAUCCUGGAGGGCGCGCAUGUACUAUUAGUACCCAUCCGCUCCCGCAAGAAGCUCCAGCCCCACCACUCCGGCAUCUUCUGCUGGCUGACACCGGAAGAUUUUGCCCGUUUCUUCUUCAACUCAAUCUCCAUUAUCUCCCCCAUCGCCGCCUGUUCCGUAACACAGCUCGGCCUUGUCCGCUCCACCGACAUCCUUGCCGUUCACCACCACGAUCCAGCCCUCUCCGCCCUCCCCCUCAUCCACCGUGCCCUCGCGGAACAAACUUCCGUCGCCGUCGUCACUGACGACCGCAAGCUCAUCGGCGAGAUCUCCCCUUCCCCCCUCACUGGCUGCGACGAAUCUGUCGCCGCCGCGCUUUCCGUUCUCUCCGCCGGCGAUUUCAUGGCAUACAUUGACUGGUGCGCCUCCCCACCAGAAGCCGCAGUUCGGGCUUUGAAAUCUCUACUGAAGAAAAAGGCGAUGCAUGGUAUGGUUGAGCUAAUGGAGGUGGUUUCACGGCCGGUUUUUUCAUCUUCGACAUCAUCUUCUUCAGACGAGGAAGGGGAGAUAAGGAUGGGCUUGAGGAGAUUGAGGAGGUUAGGAAGCUAUUCUUCGAGGAUGGGGAGGAGGUCGGAGGAGGCCAUUGUUUGCCAUCCGGGGAGCUCGUUGGUGGCGGUCAUGAUGCAGGCUUUGGCGCACAGAGUGGGCUAUGUGUGGGUGGUUGAGGAGGAGGACUACAGCCUCAUCGGCAUUGUUGUGCUUCGUGACAUUCUCCAGGUUCUUAGAGAUCAGUUGGAUGAGCAGUUUAAUGUUCUCUGACAUUAAACAACAAUGAAGGUGGGAGGAAGGUCUUGAUUUCUUUGGUAAGCAUUUUGUGUUUUAAUUCUUCUCCUAAAAAAAAAAAAAAAAAAAAAGACUCUUUCGUAUUUUGUGAAGUAGAAAUGUUGUGUUCUUUAUAACUCGUAAAGGAAUAAAGGAAAUCAGGGUUGUAUCA